Molecule: messenger RNA, 1425 nt
Organism: Klebsormidium nitens
Lineage: Eukaryota; Viridiplantae; Streptophyta; Klebsormidiophyceae; Klebsormidiales; Klebsormidiaceae
Source: the annotation of a GenBank genome assembly
UAAAUUGUAAGCAAGACUGUAGCCUUUUGAUCAGCUGUGGUUUUACAACCGUCUUCUUUGAGCUUCUUUGACCUUUCUCCAGCGCUGAGCUUUUAUCAAAUGUAUCUUGGUAAUCCACUGAGAAUGUUGUAUGAAACCACGAGUCUGUUCUGGGGCCACCAUGUGACAAUGGUGAACAAGAAAGAUGCAGCUUUUCAAUGCUGUGCGUACAAGCAGACACAUGCAAGCUGCAUUCGGCCAACUUCACUUCUCUCUGAGGCCAACUCCUGAGACUCCCGGCUUUAUCGUAGGCCACACAGCUGCAACACCAAUCGUCUUGUGGCGCAGUGCCAGAAAACGUGGAGCCAGACGGCUGUCAACCGUAAGUCCUCUGCAAGCUUCGCAAGGCAGUGCGGUAACCCCGACAGGAGCACGAGCCAUGGAUUCCGAGACUGCGGAUCUUCGGGCGUACAUCCAGAACGGAAUCAGCAACGUGUGGUACACAAGCAGCGAGGAUGCCAUCAUUCCCGGUGGAAUGUUCAUCCGCGCCUCAGGAAACCCUCUCAAGAUGGAGGGGCUGGCAGCGUUCGUCGAAGAAAACGACGAGCUCUUCGAAGAGAAAGUCCUGGACAUUGAGAAGUUAGAGAUCCGGGGUGACGUGGCAUGGACGGUAUUGAAGAUGUACCAGGACUUUUCGUAUCGUGGCACUCGUCACAAGGACACAUUCAGGUACACCGUGAUCCUUGAGAGAAAGCCACUUGAGAGAUGGAGGGUUGCUCACAUGCAUCGAAGCUCACCUUUAAAGGAGGCGCCUUGAAGUGAAGCUCCAAUAUGCAUGUGUAUUAUCAGUAAGUAUCCAUCGAGCUUACUUCUGAAGUCCUCUUUAGAAACUUCCGCUAGACAACGUGCCAUCUAGGAGAGGAGAUUGAGUGUGCACUGGUUAAUGUUGUAUCACGGGGUUUUGAACAAGCUUGAAAAACUUGGAACACAAAACGGACGGCAUUGUCUAGAAUCCAUCAGAACCUAAAAUUCCCUGUUUCGACGUAAGACUCAGCGGGGACACAUGGUGUGCGACUCACUGGCAAGCUAGACUUGGAUAUAGCAAGCCUGCCAGUUUUAGUUGGCGGCCUGAUCGACAUUCGGAAACACGAACGAAGCUUCGAAGCUGGUGGAACAAGAGGAAUUUGGCUAGCUUUCAGAAUCGAUUUCAAAGUUACCAGCAGGAUCACAAGCUGAUCACAAGCUGGCUGUUCGGUUGCUCUAAGGAAUGAUACGCGAACCAUACACGCAAAGUGUACUAUCAGUCUGACAUGGGAGUGAUUUCGACAAUGAGUCGUUGACAGUAGGAUCUGUUUCUAAAGACUUAAAUUAGAUAUACUCGUGAGCUUUCAUUGUGAUUGAAUAAUGCGCAGCGCCAGGACAUUGGCCGCAGCGCAUGAGGCCCAU